CCGGGCGUGCGCGGAGCCUGCCGGGACUUGUAGUGCCCGCGGCUGGGAGUGCCCGCUCCGGAAUCUCAGUCGCCGUCUGGUGGGGUAGAGGCGGCGCGUGCACGCGUGCGCAGUGCGCGGGCGGGCCGUCGUGGGCGCCGCUCCCGGCAGCUGAGUGCCUGAAGGAGCCGGGUCCGCGGCGGCGCGGGUGCUCCGGGCUGGAGGCCGCGUGUAAUGUUCAAGCCCAGAAAUGCCUUAUGUGGAUCGACAGAAUCGCAUUUGUGGUUUUCUAGACAUUGAAGAAAAUGAAAACAGUGGGAAAUUUCUUCGACGGUAUUUUAUCCUGGAUACCAGAGAAGACAGCUUUGUAUGGUACAUGGAUAAUCCACAGAACCUGCCUUCAGGAUCAUCACGGGUUGGAGCCAUUAAACUUACCUACAUUUCAAAGGUUAGUGAUGCAACUAAGUUAAGGCCAAAGGCAGAGUUCUGUUUUGUUAUGAAUGCAGGGAUGAGAAAAUACUUUCUACAAGCCAAUGAUCAGCAAGACUUAGUGGAGUGGGUAAAUGUCUUGAACAAAGCUAUAAAAAUUACAGUACCAAAGCAGUCAGACUCACAGCCAGCUUCUGACAGCCUGAGUCGCCAAGGUGACUGUGGCAAGAAGCAAGUGUCCUACAGAACUGAUAUUGUUGGUGGUGUUCCCAUCAUCACUCCAACUCAGAAAGAAGAAGUAAACGAAUGUGGUGAAAUUGUUGACAGAAACAACCUGAAACGGUCCCAAAGCCAUCUUCCCUACUUUGCUCCUAAGCCACCGCCAGACAGUGCAGUCAUCAAAGCUGGGUAUUGUGUGAAACAAGGAGCAGUGAUGAAAAACUGGAAGAGAAGAUACUUUCAAUUGGAUGAAAACACAAUAGGCUACUUCAAAUCUGAACUGGAAAAGGAACCUCUGCGAGUAAUACCACUGAAAGAAGUUCAUAAAGUCCAAGAGUGUAAGCAAAGUGACAUAAUGAUGAGGGAUAACCUGUUUGAAAUUGUAACGACGUCUCGAACUUUUUAUGUGCAGGCUGAUAGCCCGGAAGAGAUGCACAGUUGGAUUAAAGCAGUUUCUGGCGCCAUUGUAGCACAGCGGGGACCUGGCAGAUCAGCAUCUUCUGAGCAUUCCGGCUGUCCUUCAGAAUCCAAAUGCACGGUCCGUCCUGCCGGGGCAGCAGCAGCCACCUCACAUUCCGCAGCCUCUCGCAGCCACUCUCUGGUCUCAAGCUAUACCAUGGAGAAGCGAGGAUUUUACGAAUCUCUUGCCAAGGUCAAGCCAGGGAACUUCAAGGUCCAGACUGUCUCUCCAAGAGAACCAACUUCCAAAGUGACUGAACAAGCUCUGCUUAGACCUCAGAGUAAAAAUGGCCCUCAGGGAAAAGAUGGUGAGCCAGUGGACUUAGAUGAUGCCAGCCUGCCAGUCAGUGAUGUGUAAGGUGGGAGCACAUGGCCUGCCUGCCCUCUCAUCCCUCAGUGUCCUUUCAUGAGGCUUCUAGCCAAAGAUGAUAGAGGAUGGAUGGUUUCAGUGCGUGUAUUAUAUUGUUUCUUGGGUGUACUUUGUAAACUGGCAAACCAAGAAUCUAGGGAGUGGCCAAGUCAAUGUAAUUUCUUUAAGAAAGGAAGGAAAAAGGAUGUGCCCAUACUGACUGUCCGAAGCUUUUAUAUGUUUGGGUGUUAAAAAUGUGUGUGUGGUUUUUUUCUAGUGACUUUGAAAUUUUAAAUAACUUAAAACAUUAAAAUUUCUUAUUUUGAUCAUUUAAAAAUGCUAAUAUGACUCCCUAUGAAAUAUUUAAUAUUGUCACAUUCUUAUCAGUUAACAUCAAAUGGAACAUUGCCAGACAAAAAUUCUUAAACUCAUGGUGUCUGUGGUGCUGCAAAAUGUAUAUUGUGAUGUGGACUAUUUAGAAACGCUAACCGUUUUUGCUAUCAGGUGAGUGGUAAAUUUUGCAUAGAAGAUUCCAUUAGACUGAUGACGCAGGUAGAGGUUGAAAUGGGGCAGCAAAGGUGGAGGACUAGAGCUCAGCUAUAUCAAAGUUUUUUUGGUGGGGACUUUUUUCUUUUUGAGACAGGGAUUCUUUGUGAAGACAUGGCUGGCCUGGAACUUGUGAUCUUUCUGUCUCUCCUGCCUCCCAAAUUAUAGGCCUGUGUCUGACAGCCGGAGACAUUUGUUUGAAAAAGCUUAAGACUUACACCUAUCAGUAUUUUAUUUCAGUAAAAAUAAUUUGAUCAUAAAUUUGGGGAAGAUCUGAUUUUUUUUUUUUCAAGACAGUUUUUUCUGUGUUGUCCUUGCUG
Onychomys torridus (southern grasshopper mouse) is the source of this 2301-nucleotide messenger RNA. RefSeq names its product pleckstrin homology domain containing A1 (gene Plekha1). The transcript has 12 exons. The record is from RefSeq and is a predicted model, not a curated record. Gene Ontology annotation, molecular function: PDZ domain binding. Bases 230 to 1444 code for a protein of 404 amino acids. Gene Ontology annotation, cellular component: cytoplasm; membrane. NCBI's taxonomy places the organism in Eukaryota, Metazoa, Chordata, Mammalia, Rodentia, Cricetidae.